This is a messenger RNA of Phymastichus coffea, 3744 nucleotides long. Its product is annotated as arrestin domain-containing protein 3-like. Gene Ontology annotation, biological process: protein transport. Bases 571 to 1785 code for a protein of 404 amino acids. NCBI's taxonomy places the organism in Eukaryota, Metazoa, Arthropoda, Insecta, Hymenoptera, Eulophidae. Gene Ontology annotation, cellular component: cytoplasm. The transcript is spliced from 6 exons. The record is from RefSeq and is a predicted model, not a curated record.
GCUAGGAGUGGUUGCUUUCGCUUUAUUCCAACAACGUAUCUCCCCUUAAAGAGCUUGCGACAACAAAUUUGUCGUGUAAAUUGUUGUUAAAUGAGAGAAAAAAAUUAUUGACGAACUCGCGCGCGCGAGCGUGUGUGUGUGCGUUCAUGCCCAGUGACUCGAUUGGAAAAUGCAAAUUUUCGAUCGGUGGCGCGACGAAACCAACUGCUCUCAUUUGAUCAACGACAUGUAUCUGAAGAUCCUUUAGCAACCGAUAUGUGAGGCGCGCGCGGUCGGACAAAACUCUUUCUCGCUCUCUCUCUCUCUCUCUCUCUCUCUCUCUCUCUCUCUCUCUCUCUCUCUCUCUCCCUCUCUCUCUCUCCCUCUCUCUCUAUAUGUGCAUAUACAAAGCUAUCUCUCAACCUGCACUAUGGACUACUGCAACAACUUUGACGACGCGUUUCAUAAUAUUGUUUGUCAUCCACUUAUCAUUGUCUUCCAGUAAAAAGUUGUUUCUCGGUUGGCGUGUACGUUGCUCGGUCAGUCGUACGAAGGCAGAGUAGAGAAAGUGCGUGAAUAAAUUGGUGCGUCAUGGAUAACAUCAGCGAGUUCGACAUCAAGCUCGAAAAAGAGGUCUAUUACGCUGGCGAGACUAUUCGGGGCCACGUGAUUUUGCACACUAGCGAGAACUUCAAGCUGAGAUCGAUGCGGCUGGCGGUGCGCGGCCAGGCGCACGCCGAGUGGAAGGUCCUGGUGAGCGGCGAGCGCAGGAACGUGAAGGAUGACCAGUACUUCGUGGACGAGCGCACGGUGGUGUGGGGCCAGGAGUCGUCGGAGGGGCCGAUACCAAUCCUGCCGCGCGGCAAGCACCAGUUUCCGUUCGCGUUCCAGCUGCCGGAGAGCGCGCUGCCGUGCAGCUUCGAGUCGCGCACCGGCUACAUUCGCUACUACGUGAAGGCGACCGUGGACCGGCCGUACGCGAGUCCACCGCAGGGCCUCAAGUACUUCACGCUGCUCGGGCCGCACAUCGACUGCAUGGACGAGCAGUACCUGAAGCCCGUGCUGGGCAGAGAGGUGCGGACGUCGUGCUGCUUCUGCUGCCGGCGCAACCCCGUGGAGCUGAGCGCGCAGCUAGAGCGCAGCGCGUACGUGUGCGGCGAGAGCAUCAAGCUGCGCGCCAGUAUCGACAACCGCGGCCUCGAGAAGGCCUGGCUGCACGUCCGGCUCACCCAGGUAGGCCUCCUCGCCGCCGGUCGGCGCGCGCCGAGCACCGCUGCCCGUCUGUCCGCGCGCGCCUGCUUGCAGUACGUGGAGUUCUUCCUGGAGCGCGGCGUGCUGGGCACCAGCCGCGAGAUCCAGAAGGUCGUGAUGGAGUACAAGGGCGAGCCCGUGCCCUCGGGCUCGGCCGUCAAGUGGGACUCGUCCAGGAAGAUGGUGCUGCCCUGCUGCCCGCCCACCCUCGUCGGCGUCUGCCGCCUCAUCAAGAUCUACUACGUGCUCAAGGUGAGCGUGCAGCUGGAGAAGUCGGGCGAGGACAUGCAGAUGCACUUCCCGAUCACGGUGGCCACGGUGCCGUUUCGGAUACCCAACCUCACGCACCAGCCGCAGAUCAGAUACGAGACGGCGACCGAGCGCGUGGAGGGCGGCUGCUACGUCGGCCCGGAGUUCCUGUUGGGCCAGGUGUACGACGGCAGCGAGGUGCUCACCUCCCAGCCGCCCCUCGUGCUCUACAGACCGGUCUACGUGUGCAUCGCCGCCGAGAAGAAGCCCGCCCCCGCUGCCGGCCAGGCGCAGAGUCGCCCUUAGAGCUGCCCCGCCGCCCAUCUUCCUUCUCGACGAGCUGACGUCUCUCGCGCGGAAUGGACCGAUUCAUCGAACGCUCGCACUCGCGCGCCAACCCUUCGCCUGGCCUGGCUGCUCGUCCACGCGCAACAGGUGACAGCUUUACCUUGGCCCUCUCUCUGCCGCACAAUUAUGCGAUACGCUCCGCGUCUCGGCUUCUUCUUGACAGGUCACUCGUAUCGCGAACAACGAUGGCCCAACGAAGAACACGUGCGGAGUCGAUGCUCGACGAGACGCUCGAGGCUUCUUCCGUGACCUGCGUGCGCUGCACCUAUCACCUACGCCACUGACUGUCCGACUGGCCGGUUAAGAGCUACUGAACCUAUCGGCUGUUUGGUGCUUUUGUCGGAAACGCGUUUUUCUAAUCUUUGUCCGAAUUUUCCGUAUCUGUACUCUCUGUCUUCUGAUAUCCCGCGACGUAUACGCACCACACGCCGCCACGCACUCUUUGCCCAUGCAGUUGUUUCCACGACAAUAUUCGCACACACCUGUACCAUUCCCCACGUCAACUUCCGAUUAUCGAGCAUUCUAAGCUAUCUGCAUUCAGACACGAAGUGAAAUCUAUCUUUCACCGGUCACAGCAAAGCCUUAGACCACGAGCGCGUGUUUGUAUUUUUUCUACCAAGACCAAUUUACAUUGUAGCCGGAAAAACAAUAAAAACUUAUAGUCUGAUAGCGAGAGCAAAAAAAAAACAAAUAUAAAGGUCUUCCCAGAUGUAGGCAAACAGAUGGCCAUUUUUCCUUUUCGACGUUCCCGUUAACAACGUAGAUAAGUGCCUCUAGUUGACAGACACGUUUCACGAAUCAAGCUUUUCUCCUGUAAUAACAUAAAAACAGCAAGUGCAGAUAGGCUGCUGAAGAGAACACUCCAGCAAUAAGAGAGAAUAAAGUCGAUCAAUGUCUACGAAUUCUUCGUGUUGAAAGGUACAGUGAAUAAACAGGUACCCAAUCCGACCCACCCCAGUCAAUUAUGAUUGCGUUUACAUUUUCGUGUCAUUAAAAGAAUGACAAUGAUAAACAAUCUGAAUAACGUGGUACAGGUGUCAAAGCAACCCAAAGAUACAUGAAGCAUCUUAGUCAAAUCCGUUGAAGCAUUUAGCACUAGACGUUUAAGAAAGUUGACUGCAUAGUUAUGCAGAUUUUAGACUUGUAUAGACUGUAGAAGUGCUUGAAUUUUAUUACCUAAAUAUAUUCGAAAGGAAAAUAAAAUUUAGCAGAUUAUUGAAAUUUCAGAACGAUUUGCUUGAUUUUUUAUUUGGGUUCUCUUCUGUACAUUGGGUCGCGAAAUUAAACAUUUUACUUGAUGUUUUAAUGUGUCAAAACUUUUUCUAUAGCAAUUGAAUAAUGUAAACAAACAAAACCAAGAAACGUUGAUUGGCUCUUUAAGGUGAAACAGAUGUAUCAAUUUUUAAUCAGGGACUGAUAUAAUUUAUUGCCAAUAAAAUUGAAUCUUGAUUGCCCAAUUCAUCAAUUAAUCAAGAUCGAAACCAAGUUAGUGUUACGAAUUCACGUUUUCAGUUGGAGCUAUUAACUUACGUGCACAACCUGACACGUGCUAACUACGCAGGGUCAAGAAUCGUUCGUUAUAUAUUGUAUAAGACCUUGCAUGAAAAACCAAAUCGUUAGACUACAAGCACGCUGAAUAGAAGAUAAUACCUAUAAAACAUAGUUAUCGAUAUUUGAAGUAACUAUUCAAGUUGGAACUGUAUACUUAAUUGCAUAAAUAUUUGAAUUUAUGUGUGUACGCAUAUUGGCAUACAUUCAUGAAUAUAGCAGAAUUUCAAACAGCGUAAGUUUUAUCUGUUAAUCAAGGACAAAAAGACGUUGAAAUGUUGUUACCGCUGUUGCUACCUGUAUGCCUUUCAUCACCUUUGUAUUAUUAAAAAGUGCGUGUAUAAUAAAUAAAUGUUUAUACAUGAAUUG